GGUCUCGCGCAGUGCGUAACCCAGGGAACACAAUUUCACUGUGGCGUCUUCCUGCACAGCCUCAGCUCAUCAAUACGGUGGCUGAGCUCCCAUCCCCCAAUUUCUUCCAGCUCCAUCCAUUUUUUAUCUGGAAGCCUGAGAGUGACAUCAUGGCCAGGGUGAGAAACAAUUACAUCCUGCCAUGUCUUCAUAGCUGUCCUCAUCCGCAGGUGGUCUCAGCUGGUGUGGGCAGGCCUCGGGUGAUUGUUGGCACCAGUGGUCAAUAUUACAUCUUGUCCUCACGACUCUGCUGCAAGGCUUGUCGCAGGAACUGGUUUGCUGACAGUCCGCAGUGGCUGGAGAAGCUGCCCAAGCUCUUUUUCAACCUUAUGCCCGCAUUUCUGACUUACAAAAAGGCCAUCUGCAAGUCUGUGAUGGAUGAUCUGAGGCGCACUGGCAAGUCACCAAAUGAUAUGGCAAACCAGGUGAAUGAGGUCAUGCAUCUCAAGUAUGAGCGAGCUCACCUGGCCUACCUACAAACCACAGAAAGUGUCAUGAAUGCGGAGGCUGGCGUGUAUGGACAGAGGACCAUUGGGCAGUUCCUGAGGAAGGAAAACCAGUCUCGUGCUUUUGGCCAAUAUGAAGAUCCCGAUGGCUGGUGUGGAGUCUCCGUGUCAAGUCACUACCUGACUGACUGCCUUCUCAAUGAGUACAGACGUCAAGAGCCAUUCAUGUCCAAACUCCUCCAGGGCACCUUUGGGCAGGUCUUCAGGUCUGACCACACCAGGAAGGUUGCACGUAAAGUGACGUUGGCAUCUGGAGUCAUGUCCAGUUAUGCCGUCAUGAACGAGAACUGGAUGAUUGUUUCCUGGGUGAUGGUUCAGUCUGAGACUGAGAGGUCCUUGGAGCCGAUGUACCAGGGAAUGGCCAAGAGGUACAGCGACGCUGGAGUGGAAAAGGCAGGCUACCACUGGAUGGACAGGGAUUGCUGUGCUGCGUUCAAGAUCCCGGACAGCAUCCCUGCUGAGCAUUUGCGCUGGGAUGCCUGGAAGACUACUCCUUCUGUUGUUGCUGGAGCCACCUCUGGACUGCUGGCAAACACUUGUGCCUCACGGUCACAUUACAGCACCAACAUAGUUGUGAAACUGGACUUGUUCCACUGCUUGAGGCGUUUUUCACGGGAGUGCACCUCUGAGCAUCACCCUUUGUACAGCACUUUCUGCCAGCUCCUCUCCGCUGCCUUCUCUGUGGUGGAUCAGGAGGACUUAAAGAGGCUCAAGGACGCUUAUGAGUUCUGUGGCAUCCAUCCAGCCAAUCCCACCAAACAACAUACACGAGAGCACUGUAGGACCAAGAUACCACAACCCACAGAGCUGCUGGACAGAGUGGAGAAAGUCCUGAAACAUUUUCAUCUAGCUACGGACCCCAACAACGUCCCACUCUUUAAGCCAUCUAUGCUGAAGUUGUGGCGCAUACAGAGAGUGCACAUUCUCCGUGGUUGCCUCAGUGACCCUGAACUCGCAGAGGGUAUAAUGUACCGGUAUGGUGGCACUCUUCAGCUGAACCAUGUUCCUGGUGAAGGCGCCAAAGUUCCAAUAUGGAUCCCUGUCAGAGGUACAUCACAGCAGGAGGGAUACCAUUUCCACCAGGCCCAGUGGGUCACGGGGACUCAUGUCUCCACUGAAUUGUUCCAGGCCCAGGGCAUGACCGGGGUGGCACGGUGGAACUAUCAACGGCUGGUGGACCUUAAGCAGCCAGGUGUCAUCCUCCCUGCUGUGUUUGAUCCAGCUUUAUUAGUGGAGUUGAACUCUGCCUCUAAGACAGUGACUGGGCAAGACAAGUACCUUGCACUCCACCUCUCUGACAGAGACACCGGAGAGAGGUUUGGUCUAGAGUACCAAGAACCAGGCUGCCGUCCAGUCCCUCUGGAUUGGGACAAACAUAGAACCCAAAAGAGAGGUGAAUUUGCUGCUGUUGUGCCUCCAUCCAGUGUGCAGGCACCCGGUCCUGCCCAAGCCCUAGAAGCAACACCCCCCUCCAGCUGGACACCGCCACCUGGCACACCAUCCCCUGGACCAGCACCCUCUUCCAGCUGGACACCGCCGCCUGGCACACCAUCCCCUGGACCAGCACCCUCCUCCAGCUGGACACCGCCGCCUGGCACACCAUCCCCUGGACCAGCACCAUCCGUUGGCCAUCCGCUCUCUGCACUUCCAAAGCAGGAGAUGUCGACAGACGACCUCCAGGAACCUCCCGCAGCAAUGGAACUCUCAUAUGCCCUGCCCCAGCGGUCCUCGCCAAGGAGUGCCCGCACUGGACCCAUUAAGUCGGGUGGACGGGUUUUUGUGUUAGACCACACACGCUGGACGCCACCAAUGAAAAGUGCUGUUGACUGCUUGCUGCAGAAAUACCAUGGGGAGAAGGACAUGCUGCAGCGUGUGGAUCACGAUUAUGCAGACAUGGUCCAUCGGUCUGCCAGUGAUCCCAACAGUUUACUGCACCCCACAACCAGGCUACACAUAUCCCGCUAUGUGAAGCACCUGGCAAAACUCAUAAACACCAAAUCAUCUUUGAACACGAGCCCGGAAAAACUUCUGCUGACACAACAGCUGUGGCACUCUUUAACAGAGGGGAGUGAGACGGUUAGUGUUCCUGUGGUCACUAUGGGGCCGGCUAUUUACAAUCCACCUCUACCUGCAUCUGCCCUGUCCACACCUCUGUCACAAGAAUUGAUAGACAAAAUUGUGGAGGGCAUCAUGAAGCAGCAGCAGCAGCAGCAGCAGCAACAGCAGCAGCAACCGCAGAAGAAAAGGCAGACAAAGACCUGUCGUGCCUGUGGACAGCCCAAGUCUCAAUAUGAGACUGAUGGAUCCUCCAUCCACUUUUUUCACCAGCAAGGGCCUGUGCGCUAUUUUUAUUGUUCUAGAAGGGUGCAUCAGAUUUAUGCUGCUGAGGGACUCUCAGACCCCACAAUGCCCUUUGAAGACUUUUCCCAGACAGAGUUCUACCAGAGGGAGCUGGAGGCCACCAGGAAACGGGUGGAGGAUAUGAAAGAUAAAAAGAGGAAAAGACCAGAAUCACAACAUAAAGGCCGCCUCUGCAGAUUCUGCCACUUGGAGCUGAAACAGGGACCAAACAGCCCACACAUCCAUACGGGCUUCCCUGGAGUGGCAGGGAAAUAUAUUUACUGCCCAUCGAAAGUGUACUCUCUAUACCGAAAUAAGGGCAUGACCAAGGAGAUGACCUGGACGGAGUUUCAGGAGUCUCCUUUCUAUGAGGCUGAGAGACAAAGAUGGGUGGAAGGAAAGAAUAAAUGAUUUCCAUGUAUAUGUUUUUUUAUUGAAUUAUUGUUCUGGUUGUUUAAAUAAUAUUUGACUAAAUAAAUACAUUGUAUAUAUGGUCUGUAGGCUUCUGUAUAGAUGUAAAUAGAUUCUAAAUGGAUGUACAUUUUAAAUAUGAAAUAUGAAAAUAUAUAGUAAAUAUGAAAAUGUAAUUUUGUUCAAGUGGAGUUGAAACUAACCAAGUAUUUGUCUG
Messenger RNA from Clupea harengus (Atlantic herring), 3513 nucleotides. RefSeq lists its product as uncharacterized. The record is from RefSeq and is a predicted model, not a curated record. NCBI's taxonomy places the organism in Eukaryota, Metazoa, Chordata, Actinopteri, Clupeiformes, Clupeidae.